Molecule: messenger RNA, 1714 nt
Organism: Neoarius graeffei (lesser salmon catfish)
Lineage: Eukaryota; Metazoa; Chordata; Actinopteri; Siluriformes; Ariidae
Gene: slc35a4
Product: solute carrier family 35 member A4
Exons: 1
Coding region: 6-986 (326 amino acids)
Biological process (GO): pyrimidine nucleotide-sugar transmembrane transport
Cellular component (GO): Golgi membrane
Molecular function (GO): pyrimidine nucleotide-sugar transmembrane transporter activity
Source: RefSeq, a predicted model, not a curated record
AGAAAAUGAUCAUCAUUAAGAAUGUUGAUUCUAGCCAAACAGACCCUCCACGUGCUAAGCGAUGGCUCCGUGGUACUCGUUGGCUCUUUCUCUUGAUCAUCUCCGUCCUCAUCUACGGCUCUCACGCCCCUCUCAUCGCUCUCACUAAAUCAGACGGCCGUGUCCCCUUCAGCCCGUCGUCCUGCGUUGUUCUGAUCGAACUCGGCAAGCUGCUGAUCUCUCUCAGUGCUCUAUUUGCUUCAGGAGACAUCCGUACCAUCGGGGUUUCUGUAUCUCGGGCCGCAGUGAUGCCGUACGCUCUCCCUGCUCUGCUUUACGCAUUCAACAACAACCUGGUGGUUUUCAUGCAGGCUUACAUGGACCCCAGUUCCUUCCAGGUUCUCAGCAACUUGAAGAUCGCCUCUACCGCUCUGCUCUACACCUCCUGCCUGAGGAAGAGGCUGCGUCGUGCUCAGUGGAUGGCCCUGGCCUUUCUCAUGGUGGCUGGAGCACUUCACAGCUACUCCAGCCUGGAUUGGGAGAUCCCAGAUCAGGGAGGGGAGGACACAAGAGCUGCGCUUCACAUCACAGCCUGGGGACUGCUGCUCGUUCUCCUUUACUGCUUCGUGUCCGGACUCGCUGCGGUCUACACUGAGAGGGUUUUAAAAAGCCAGCGUUUGCCUCUGAGCCUGCAGAAUCUGUUCCUGUAUAUAUUCGGCGUGGGGAUCAACCUAACGUCACAUCUGUACAGCAGCGGAACAGAGCAGGCUUUUCUAGAAGGAUAUUCUGUACUAGUGUGGGUCAUCAUAGCAGGACAGGCAGCUAACGGCCUGCUGAUGUCUGUAGUAAUGAAACACGGAACUGGAAUCACACGACUCUUCAUCAUCUCCUCAGCCAUGCUGGUGAACAGCGUGCUCUCGUGGGGGCUGCUGGGAUUGCAGCUCACGCCUUUCUUUCUCCUGCCUGUGCUGCUGAUCGCAGUGGCUGUGUACCUCUAUUACAGGUAAAUGAUCAGGAAGUAGGGCUGCACACUUGAUUUUACUCAGGAUUGCAUUUCCUGGCUUUGUAAAUGAGUUAAACGCACUUGUCUGCAGUGUUCCUCUGACUGGCUAAUGGCACACAGCACCAGUCAAAAGUUUGUACACCCCUACUUUACUCGUUUAUUUUUUUUUUUCCGACAUUGCAGAACAGUACUGAAGACAUUGAAACUAUGAAAUAAUAUAUAUGGAAUUGUGUGGUAAACAACAAAAAGGUUCGUAUUUUAGAUUCUUCAAAGUAGUCAGCGUUUACCUCGAUGACACUUUGCACACGAUUGGCAUAAUCUUAAGCAGCUUCAUGAGGUCGUCACCUGGAAUGCUUUUCAAUUAACAGGUGCCUCGUCAAAAGUUAAUUAGUGCAAUUGCUUGCCGCCUUAAUGUGUCUGAGAUCAAAUAGUAAAUAAUAAAUAUACAGUAAAUAGUCCUGUUCUACAACUGCAGUAAUCCAUAUUAUGUCAAGAGACGCUCAACUACGUAAAGAGAAACGACAUCCAUCAUUACUUUAAGACAUGAAGUGACUUUUAAAUUAAUAAAAAUAAAGAAAAACACUAAAUUAGAAGGUGUGUCCAAACUUUUGGCUGGCAUUGUGUAUUAAUUAUCCUACUUUUUAUUUUUAAAAUCAGCCUGCUGAUUUAAAAAAAGAAAAAAAAAUGAGCUCCCCAUUUAAUUAAAUGUGUUUUUAUAUUUGUGUUUUUAUA